Penicillium cataractarum is the source of this 591-nucleotide messenger RNA. Its product is annotated as copper transporter family protein. Gene Ontology annotation, biological process: intracellular copper ion homeostasis; copper ion transmembrane transport. The coding region runs from base 1 to 591 and encodes 196 amino acids. Gene Ontology annotation, molecular function: copper ion transmembrane transporter activity. Gene Ontology annotation, cellular component: plasma membrane. The record is from RefSeq and is a predicted model, not a curated record. Lineage: Eukaryota; Fungi; Ascomycota; Eurotiomycetes; Eurotiales; Aspergillaceae. The transcript is spliced from 2 exons.
AUGGACCAUCACUCUAUGAGCACAAUGGAUAUGAGCAGUAUGAGCGAUUCCAGCUCCUCUUCGAGCUCCUCCUCAAUGACAAUGUCCAUGGUCUUCACAAACACCCACGACACUCCACUCUUCUCCUCCGCCUGGACACCCUCCUCCUCGGGAGUAUACGCAGGCACAUGCAUCUUCCUCAUCGUCCUCGCCAUCAUCGACCGUUGUCUGAUCGCCUUCAAAGCCAUCAUGGAACGCCACUGGCUAGCAGCGCACUUGAAUCGUCGCUACGUCGCGAUUGCCGGGAAGACCAGCGAGGCUGGGCGCAUUGAUGCCGACCCGGAUGCGAAGACUGCCUCGCUGAUUACGGCGCAGGGAGUCGAGGAGAAUGUCAAGGUCGUGCGCAAUAUCUCCCAUGGCCCGAUUCCCUGGCGGUUUAGCGUGGAUGUGCCGCGGGCGGCGCUGUUUUUGUGUAUUGCGGGGGUCUCGUAUCUACUUAUGUUGGCUGUCAUGACGAUGAACGUGGGAUACUUCUGUUCGGUGUUGGCAGGCGCGUUCCUGGGGGAAUUGGCGGUUGGCCGAUACAUCCACUGGAACGAGCAUGCACACUGA